AUGAUGAAGCUUUCGACGCGAUUCCUCCAGCAACUUCACUCCACCAGGAACACUUCACUUGGGAAAUCAGCCGUCACCGGAGACGCUCUUCUUCGCCUCCAAUCUCCCAUUUCCACCGCUGCUGCAGGCAACGCCGAUAAUUUUGCUAGGGAUCGGAUAUAUGCACCCUUCUCUGUCUUCAAAGGGAAAGCUGCUCUUUCCGUCGAACCCGUCCUCCCAACUUUCACUAAGAUCGGCGCGGGAGCUCUUAAGGUUGGCCGGUCUGGUACCAUGAUGAUGACCUUCGUGCCUGCCAUCGGUGAGCGCAAGUAUGACUUUGAGAGAAAACAGAAGUUCGCUCUCUCGGCAACAGAGGUUGGGUCUUUGAUAAGCAUGGGUCCCAAAGAUUCCUCUGAUUUCUUCCAUGAUCCCUCCUUGAAGUCGAGUAAUGCUGGUCAAGUGAGGAAGUCCUUGUCAAUCAAACCUCAUGCUGAUGGUAGCGGCUAUUUCAUUUCUCUGACUGUUGUCAACAACAUUCUCCAAACCAAUGACCGUGUAACUGUUCCUGUCACAACAGCUGAAUUUGCAGUUUUGAAGACAGCUUGCAGUUUUGCCUUGCCACAUAUCAUGGGUUGGGAUCGAUUAACUUCACCACAGGCGAAAGAUGCGGAGCAUCCAGCAAAACUGAAAUUGCAGCGAGAGUUGGAAUGGGAUAAAUGA
This is a messenger RNA of Linum trigynum, 699 nucleotides long. The record is from the annotation of a GenBank genome assembly. NCBI's taxonomy places the organism in Eukaryota, Viridiplantae, Streptophyta, Magnoliopsida, Malpighiales, Linaceae.